Messenger RNA from Amborella trichopoda, 549 nucleotides. Lineage: Eukaryota; Viridiplantae; Streptophyta; Magnoliopsida; Amborellales; Amborellaceae. The record is from RefSeq and is a predicted model, not a curated record.
AUGGGGAAGGCUUUUUACAGCAUAUGUGUAGCACUGUUGUAUGCUCUUUUGCCAUUGGAGGGGAGUGUCAAUGCUGAAAGGAUAAGGGACGUCCACGCUAAUUACCUCCCUUAUGGUGAAAAUGCAGUUGAAUUCUUCUGCAAACCAAGUGGACGUUUCUCAGACGGCCGACUUAUAACUGAUUUCAUUUCUGAGCUUGCAAACCUACCACUUAUCUCACCAUAUUUGCAGCCGCAUGCUGACCUUUCUUAUGGAGCCAACUUGGGAUCAGUUGCUGCAGGAAUCGUUGUGGAAAUAUACAGAGGAAAGGUUCUAUUCAAUCAUGGAGCAAGAAAGUUUCUGUUCAUGUCACUCAAGGACAUAGGAUGCCUGCCGGGAUUCUCUGAUGGACUGAAUGUCUGUUGCGGAACCGGGCCAUUUUGGGGCUUGACUACCUGUGGCGGAACGUAUGGGGCCAAAAUUUACCAUUUGUGCCGAAAUGUGAAAUUGAAGGUUCCUGUUAUCAAAGCAUAUAAGUUAUCUUUGCUUAAAAGAGCAACAACCAACUAA